AUGACUAAUCCCAUCCCCAUCGUCGUUAUAAUGGGCCCCACAGGGGUCGGCAAGACCCGGCUGAGCGUCGAGAUAGCCGCUGCGGUCGACGGCGAGAUCAUCUCCCUCGAUAGCAUACAGGCGUACCGCGACUGCCCCAUCAUGGCUGCGCAAGUGACCAAGGAAGAAAUGAAACAGAUCCCACACCACCUUGUGAACCACCUGGACGCGGCCGAGGAGCCAUCUGCAAGUGAUUUCGUCCGAGACGCGCUGGAAGCGGUCCGGGAGAUAGACGGCCGCGGCCGUGUGCCCAUCAUCUGCGGCGGCUCGACCUCGCUCACCAAGCCGCUACUCUUCCACCCUUUCGUCCAGGCGCAAAAGGUCCUGCCCAUAGCGUUGACCGCGGACCUGGACUUGAUCAAAACCCUCUGCGAUGGCCGGAUCGAGCAAAUGGUACGCGACGGUCUGUUGAGCGAGGUCGAACGAAUGUUCAAGUUGGAGUGCAAAAUGGGCUUGUACGACAGCCCCGUCCGCCGCGGCGCCUGGAGAUCUAUCGGCUACCCCGAGCUGCGUGGGUGGUGCGACGCCAAGACUGCCGGGGCCGACGACAAGGCUGCCCAGGCACUGGAGCGUGGCCUGCAGCUGAUGAAGCAGAAUACGCUGCGUUACGCCGAGACGCAGCUGCGUCUGCUGUGGGAUAAUAUCAUCCCGGCCUCGCCAAAUGUCUAUGGGAAAUGUCUGGUCUUUACCGUUGUCUCGCGAGAGAGGUUCGCUGAUGAUGUUGAGCAGCCGGCUGUUCACAGCUGUAAGCAGUGGCUGCACAAGUUCAGGCAGGCCUCUCUUUCGGCAAAGCUGGUGGCGAAAUCGGGGUCGACGAAUAGUGUGGCUAUUGGGGUUUGA
Pyricularia pennisetigena is the source of this 879-nucleotide messenger RNA. RefSeq lists its product as uncharacterized. Gene Ontology annotation, cellular component: mitochondrion. Lineage: Eukaryota; Fungi; Ascomycota; Sordariomycetes; Magnaporthales; Pyriculariaceae. The transcript has a single exon. Bases 1 to 879 code for a protein of 292 amino acids. The record is from RefSeq and is a predicted model, not a curated record. Gene Ontology annotation, biological process: tRNA modification. Gene Ontology annotation, molecular function: tRNA dimethylallyltransferase activity.